Molecule: messenger RNA, 2149 nt
Organism: Nymphaea colorata (pocket water lily)
Lineage: Eukaryota; Viridiplantae; Streptophyta; Magnoliopsida; Nymphaeales; Nymphaeaceae
Product: squalene monooxygenase SE1-like
Exons: 8
Coding region: 338-1903 (521 amino acids)
Biological process (GO): sterol biosynthetic process
Cellular component (GO): endoplasmic reticulum; membrane
Molecular function (GO): flavin adenine dinucleotide binding; squalene monooxygenase activity
Source: RefSeq, a predicted model, not a curated record
AGGAGAGAGAAAACGAGCCAGAGAAGAGAAGAGGGACUCCGUCUUCUUCAUCGACCUCGUCGUCACCUCUUUCAUCCUCCUCCCUUCUCUGGCUUUUGCAUUCUGACCUGUCUCCGCCUUCCUUGUUGGGUCUUCUGUUUCCUUUGUUGCACGAGUAGUCGAGGACCGGAUCUCUCCCUCCGUGUCUCGUUCUUUAUUUCGUUCUCUCUCUCGGUGGGCUUGGUUGUCCUUUCCGUUUCCGUCUGCAGGGAGCUGGUCCUCCUCCUCCUUUCUUCUCUUCCGAGGAGAAGAAGAAGAAGAAGAAGAGAGAGAGGGAGAGAGAGGGAGAGGAGGAAAAAUGUACGUGGGGUACGUGCUUUGGCUGUGGUUGGCGUCGCUGGCGACGUUCGCAUUCCUGUCGAGGGGGUGGAGGAGAACCGAAGCGCAGAGGAAGAGGGGGAAGGAGGGAGACGAGAAUGUGGGGAGUCGGCAUCUUGGAGGGCAGAGGGAAGGAGCGGAAGGCCGCCCGGACGUCAUCAUCGUCGGCGCCGGAGUCGCCGGCUCCGCCCUCGCCUACGCCCUCGGCAAGGAUGGUCGACGUGUACAUUUGAUCGAAAGAGAUCUAACGGAGCCAGACAGAAUUGUUGGGGAACUUCUGCAGCCUGGCGGCUACCUGAAAUUGGUUGAGCUUGGUCUUGAUGAUUGUGUGGAACAAAUAGAUGCUCAACAGGUAUUUGGAUAUGCACUUUUCAAAGAUGGAAAGGAUACUAAAGUAUCGUAUCCUUUGGAAAAGUAUGAUUCAAGUGUGUCAGGAAGAAGCUUUCACAAUGGGCGCUUCAUUCAACGGAUGCGAGAGAAAGCUUCCUCCCUUCCUAACGUCCGGUUGGAACAAGGAAGUGUGACCGCACUUAUUGAAGAUUGUGGAAUAAUAAAAGGUGUCAAAUAUAAAUCCAUGAAUGGUGAUGAAGUCGAGGCAUAUGCACCACUUACAGUUGUGUGUGAUGGCUGCUUUUCAAACUUAAGGCGUUCGCUUUGCUAUCCUAAGGUGGAUGCACCUUCUUGUUUUGUUGGUCUUGUUCUGGAGAACUGCGAGCUUCCAUACCCAAAUCAUGGACAUGUUGUUUUAGCAGAUCCUUCCCCCAUUCUAUUCUAUCCCAUCAGUGGAAAUGAGGUUCGAUGCUUGGUUGACGUACCUGGUCAGAAGGUACCCUCCAUAGCUAAUGGAGAAAUGGCAAAAUAUUUGAGAACCUUCGUGGCACCUCAGAUACCAAACCAGUUGCGUGAUGCUUUCCUCUCUGCCAUUGAUAAAGGGAAAAUUAAAACAAUGCCUAACAGGAGUAUGCCGGCAUGUCCUUCUCCUACACCGGGGGCUCUUCUUAUGGGAGAUGCUUUUAACAUGCGUCAUCCUUUAACUGGUGGGGGAAUGACCGUUGCACUAUCUGAUGUUGUUCUUAUCUCAAAUCUUCUAAAGCCUCUCCGUGAUCUGGGUGAUUCUCCAUCACUUUGCAAGUACCUGGAGUCCUUUUACACCUUACGAAAACCAGUUGCAUCAACAAUAAACACUUUAGCAGAUGCACUCUAUAAAGUGUUCUGUGCAUCGCCUGAUUUAGCAAUGAAAGAAAUGCGUCAAGCCUGUUUUGACUAUUUGAGCCUUGGAGGAGCCUGCUCAUCAGGACCAGUUGCCCUGUUAUCUGGCUUAAAUCCACGUCCUUUAAGCCUCGUUCUUCACUUUUUUGCUGUUGCUAUCUAUGGUGUUGGGCGUCUUUUAACGCCAUUUCCAUCUCCCAGACGGCUGUGGAUUGGAGCUCGACUCAUAUUAGGAGCAAGCGGCAUCAUAUUUCCUAUCAUAAAAGCUGAAGGUUUCAGGCAGAUGUUCUUUCCAAACACUGUCUUGGCGUAUUACAGAAGCCCCCCAGCUAGUUGAAUUCCAGUUCGAGCAAACUUUGUCGCUACACGAGCAGAAUGAAGUUGUUAAUGUUUAGCUAAUGCUUCCACGUUUGGCAUGUCCUUGUCCUUGUAUGCAGAGUUGUUCUCAUGUUUUUUCUCCUUGUAAUGGUCCAGGGUAACCACUAUAUGGAACACUCCAGGCAAUAUUCUGUUUUCACCGUGUCAAGUGUACACUGCUAAUAUGACUCAAUCCUUGAAAUGUAGAAUGUGUUCUUUGUCCUUA